CAGCAACUUGAAAAUACAAGUAUUAAAUUGAUAACGUUACUUCACACGGAGGACAAAGAAGAAGAUUAUUUACUGGAGAUGCCAACUAAGGAUCUGAACUUCUACAGAGGAUAAAAGUGAAGCUCAAGUUUGAAAUGCCACCACGAAUCAGCCCCCUGAAGGAUGCCAUGCAUCAUGUUGUUUCAAAGACUGACAAAACAUUCAAAUUAGAUGUGAAGUAUAUCAAUGCAGUGAAAGGACGUGGUCUAUUUGCAAAGGGUGCCAUUUGCAAAGGUGAUUUUGUUGUUGAGUACAGGGGAGAUAUGAUAAAUGAUGCAGAACUGCAGAGGAGAAGAAAACGUUACCACGCAUCCUGUGCUGCAUUUAUGUUUGAUUUCAAGUGGCGAGGGAAAACAUGGUGUAUUGAUGCGUCAAGAGAAGAUGGAUCGUAUGGGCGGAUCGUUAAUGAUGACCACAAACAUCCAAAUUGUAAGAUGAAGAAAAUUGAUGUCAAUGGAAAGCCUCACCUUUGUCUGUUUGCCCUGGAUGACAUUAAAGAAGGAGAAGAAAUUGCCUAUGAUUAUGGAGGAGAAAACUACCCAUGGAGAACACAAAUGACCAGCGCUGCUGUUAAUACCAGCACAGCGAGUAACUCUGAUCCUUCUCUCCAGUCAGAGACUCAGAUGGAUGAUGAAUCUGCUCAAAUCAACUCUCCUCAACAGAUGACCAGCGCUGCUGUUAAUACCAGCACAGCGAGUAACUCUGAUCCUUCUCUCCAGUCAGAGACUCAGAUGGAUGAUGAAUCUGCUCAAAUCAACUCUCCUCAACAGAUUGUGAUACAGCUCCGAAAUGAAAAUGACAUUUUAGUACCAAGACUGAGAAGGACUAAAAGUAUCAUGAUGAAAGACAUGGAUCUUCAAGAUUCUGGGGAGCUCUUUGAUUCUACACCAGAGAGUUCAGAUAAUUAUGUUCCAGAUACCACUUCCGACAGUGACAGUGAUGUUAGCCUUACACUGAACCCAACAAAACGUCAGCUUCUUGAUGAACUGGAUAUGAAUGAAUCUGCCUCUGUAAGCUUCCCUGACUGUGACACAACAACGUCAGACAAAAUGCACAGCCUUACAUCUAAAGCAUCUGGAACAGUAGAAGAGCCCAGUUCAAGUCAGAACACAAUAGACUGCGUAGUUGUUAAUGCAUACCAAAAAAGAGAUGGCGGUAGAGUGUAUAACAAGAGACAUUACUGCUUGUAUUGCUCCAAACCUUACGCUAAGAUGGCAAGGCAUCUAGAAAGUUCACAUGCAAAUACAUCUGAUGUGGCUAGAGCUCUAAGCUUUCCAAAAGGUUCAAAAGAGAGAAAAAACAGCUGGAUUAUAUUCGCAACAAAGGGAACUAUGCCCACAAUGCUGCUGUUAUGGAAUCAGGAAAUGGGGAACUGGUGCCAUUUAAACGACCACCUAAAAAAGCACAGGGAGAGGAUUUCAUGCAUUGUGCGUACUGUCAAGGACUUUUUACAAGAAAGGUCCUGUGGCGUCAUAUGCGUUCUUGUAGACUUCAACCUCAGUCAGUCCCCCCAAACCAGGAAAAACCGUGUUCAGUCCAUGUGUACAUACACGGGGCCUGUGCCUUCAAACAUGACCAAACAACUGUGGGGAGUAAUCAGUGCCAUGAAUCCUGACCCAAUCACAGAUAUAAUAAAAAAUGACACAGUAAUUACUGAAAUUGGGCAGCACUUGUUGAACAAAGGAGGGCUAUCAGCCAAAAAUAAACAGAAUGUGCGGGAGAAGAUGCGAGAAUUGGGAAGGUUGAUUCACAAGGCGAGGAGAGUCACCUCUUUAAAAACGAUGGAAGAUUGUGUAAAUCCAAAGAAGUACAUGGAGACUGUCAAAGCUGUGAAGUAUACGUGUGGGUAUGACAGUGAAACGGACAAGUUCAUGAUUCCAUCGCUUGCAAACAAGCUUGGGAAUUCCCUGGUUAAAGUGAGCAAACUCUUAAAAGCUCAGGGAUUAAUCUCAAAUGACAAACAGCUUGUUAAGAACGCCAGUGAGUUUCUAGAAGUCCAUGAGAACAAGUGGAACGAGAUGAUCUCAGCUACAGCAUUGAGGAACAUCAGUGAAGCAAAGUGGAAUGUGCCCACUAUCAUGCCCUUUACUGAAGACGUCCAGAAAAUGCAUACAUAUCUCAGUGAAGUGCAAGACAAGUGGUUCAAAACACUCUCUGAAAGUCCCUCUACUAAAGCCUGGAUGGAGCUGGCAAAGGUGUGUCUAGCCCAGAUGAUUCUCUUUAACCGCCGCAGGGAAGGAGAGGUUUCGAGCAUGCCUUUGUCUGCAUUUCUAUCAAGAGACACUUCUGAUCCACAUGAGGAUGUGGACUGGGCACUCUCUGAAGUGGAAAAAAACUCUGCAGACACUUCACAAGGGUUAUCACAAGGGGAAAGCGUGGUCGACCAGUUCCAAUUCUUCUGA
Molecule: messenger RNA, 2441 nt
Organism: Xyrauchen texanus (razorback sucker)
Lineage: Eukaryota; Metazoa; Chordata; Actinopteri; Cypriniformes; Catostomidae
Exons: 8
Coding region: 135-2441 (768 amino acids)
Molecular function (GO): protein binding
Source: RefSeq, a predicted model, not a curated record